Messenger RNA from Panicum hallii, 863 nucleotides. RefSeq lists its product as uncharacterized. Bases 172 to 549 code for a protein of 125 amino acids. NCBI's taxonomy places the organism in Eukaryota, Viridiplantae, Streptophyta, Magnoliopsida, Poales, Poaceae. The record is from RefSeq and is a predicted model, not a curated record. The transcript is spliced from 2 exons.
AUCCCACUCCCACCCCGCAGUUCCGCACAACAGAUUGGAGUUGGAGGAAGGGAGCGUCGCCCCCUCGUCGUCCUCGCCUAAAACCCUCGCCUCCCUCCACCGGUUCCCCUCCUCUCCUUCACGCGACGACGUCUAGCCGAGCAAUCGGUUCCACCCAAGGCUCUCGAGGCGAUGGUGGACGCGUGGUGGCCCCUGCUGGGCGCGGCGGUCCCGGCGCUGGUGGCGGGCCAGUUCAUCCGCAUCAAGCGCCGCCGCGACGAGGAGCAGCGCCUCAAGGCGGCGCGCGGCCGCGAGAAGAGCUCCGACGAGGUCUUCGUCUGCGAGCGCGUCUGCACCUCCAAGCGGAUGCUCAAGAAGGUGGGGGCCUUCUCCAAGGACCCCAUCCCGGAGACCUGCGUCACCGUCUGCGGCGUCUCCGAGCUCGACGCCUGCGCCGACGCCUGCGCGCGCACCGUCUGCGUCAACCAGCACCAGGUGCCCAACUGGAACGAUGUCUGCCUCAAGAGGUGCCAGAGCGAGUGCCUCAAGCUCUCCUCAACCCUCAUGUAGUGGCAAUCUUGCAAUUGUGCUGCGCUCCUUAGGUACCACCCGUCAGGCUCUUCCCUGCUUCUAUCCAUAUCAUGGUUGAGGAAAUUCAGACAAUGAUAACUAUCAUUUCUAUAUCUCAACGAAUCAGUGAAUGUGGCUGGUCCUGUUUGUUAUGUCGUCCAUUCUAUUGGCUCUUGCGCAUUUCCUCUUUAGAAAAUGUUUCUCUGUACUGAUUGUGAUUGCUAGGUGCCAUAUCCUGAUUGUUGACGCAUAAUAGAACCUGUCUGGCUCCUAGGAUGAAAUGUUGAGCUACAUAUGUGUUUCCAUGAAGUUUU